This is a messenger RNA of Salvia hispanica, 1815 nucleotides long. Its product is annotated as ABC transporter E family member 2-like. Lineage: Eukaryota; Viridiplantae; Streptophyta; Magnoliopsida; Lamiales; Lamiaceae. The record is from RefSeq and is a predicted model, not a curated record. Gene Ontology annotation, molecular function: ATP hydrolysis activity; ATP binding.
AUGGAGGCACCGGACGUGAGUGAAGGAGCGGCGAUGGAAGUGUGUUGGGCGAAGACAUCGGUGGAAGUGCGGGAGGUGGUUGAUGGGGAGAAGAUGAAAUGGCCAUUUGAUCCUCCUGACUGGCAAGAAAUUUUGGCUUAUUUUAAAGGAUCUGAGCUGCACGAUUACUUCAUCCGUUUUCUUGUAGAAAAUUUGAAGGGAAGCUGCAAGCCCCAGCACGUGUGUAACAUCCCUAGAGUUGUUCAAGGCAAUGUUGGGAAACUUAUUUGUGUGGCAGAAGAUAAUGCAAGAGAUAUGAUACAAGAACUUGAUUUGACUGAGCUUAUGGACCGUAAUAUGGAAGAUUUAUCCUGUGGAGAGCUUCAGAGGGUUGCAAUAGCUUUUGCUGCUCUAAAGAAGGUAGAUAUCUUUUGUUUUGAUGAGCUUUCCACUUUUCUUGAUGUUAAACAAAGACUCAAAGCUGCCCAAAUUGUCAGAUCCUUGGUGAGGCCUGAUAAGUAUGUGAUUGUGGUAGAGAAUGAUCUUAGUGUGCUUGAAUAUUUGUCGGACUCGAUAUGCUGCAUUCAUGGGAGACCUGGGGUGCAUGGCCUAGUUACUCUUCCAUUCUCUGUUACAGAAGGAAUUAAUAUUUUCCUGGCUGGAUUUGUGCCAACCCAAAAUCUUAUGAUUAGAUAUAAACCUCUCAAGAGUUUUGUGGCUGCACGACAAAGUGUUGCAUACAAGUAUCCAACCAUGACUUUGACUCGGGGAAACUUCAGGCUCAAGGUUGAGGAGGGUGAAUUCACUGAUUCGCAAAUUCUUGUGAUGCUCGGACAAAAUGGGACAGGAAAGACGACCUUCCUACAUAUGCUCGCUGGUCUUUUAAAGCCUGAUUCUGAUAUGCUGGAAAUUCCCAAGUUCAAUUGCUCUUACAAGCCACAGAGGAUUGAUAGUAUUAAACCUGAGUAUGAGAUUAGCGUAAAAAUGUUGUUGCGUGCAAAUAUUCCCGAUGCAUUCAGGAAUCCUCAUUUCUUAUGCAAUGUGUUCGAACCUCUAUCGAUUCAAAAAUUUGUGAAUAAAGAUGUUGGGUACCUUUCUACUGGAGAAUUGCAGAAGCUUUCUCUCACUCUCUGUCUUGGAAAGCCAGCUGAUGUAUAUCUGAUAGAUGAGCCAAGUACAUAUCUCGACUCAGAGACUCGUAUUGUUGCUUCAAAUGUCAUAAAGAAUUUCAUACGUCAUGUGAGGAAGACUGCAAUCGUUGUGGAGCAUGAUUUCACCAUGGCAACAUAUCUUGCUGAUAGGGUGAUUGUGUACGAGGGAAAGCCAUCCAUUGAUUGUGUUGCCAAUUCACCUCAAUCGCUUUUGACCGGAAUGAACCUCUUCUUAUCCCACCUGGAUAUCACACUCAGAAGGGACCCCACAAGUUCGCUGCAUCGAUAUAACAAACAUGGCUCGACCGAGGAUCGGGAGCAGAAGGCUACUGGAUCAUACUAUUAUAUGGGUGACUAAAUUGCAAAACUAUGCUUCCUUGAUUACAAUAAGAAUAUGAGGAUUAAGGAACAAAUACUACAUCUAUUCAAACUAUUAAAUUGUGCAAUCUUAUAUUAUAUUAUUUCAGCUUUACCCUUCUAUGUUGGUGGUUCUUUUUAUUUUGAAAUUUUCACUGAGCUAUCUAAAGAUGUUAAGAGUUGUUCACAUAAAUUUCAUUGGUGGUUUUUUUUUAUUGCGUUAUUACAUUGUUCAAAUCUAGGAUAACAAAGGUUGAAUCCUUUAAUUAGUGAUGUAUAGUUUGUACUCGUGCAUGUGAGUAUAUAUAAUAUGUGUGUGUUUUUUGGC